AGAGUCCAGCAGAAGACAAGGAGCUGAUUGGUCACCAUGAAGUUCUUUGCCCUGUUUUUUGCAGCUGGGCUGCUGGGAGCUGCUUCCUCCAUAGAAAAAGGACACAUUGUUGGUGGCUACAUAUGCCCAGCUCAUUCAGUGCCUUGGCAGGUCCGCUUGGGCCGUUGUGGAGGGUCAUUGAUCAACGAGUGGUGGGUUAUAUCUGCGGCUCACUGCUAUGCUCCGGCCGAAACACUUGUUGCCCGUCUGGGUAAACAUAACCUGUCACGAUAUGAAGUCACUGAGCAGAACCUGAAAGUGGCCAAGGUCAUCCGACACUCCAAUUACAAUUAUAAAACCUCUGAGAAUGACAUCAUGUUGGUCAAACUGGCUCAGAAAGCUCGAAUUAACAAGUACGUCCGCCUGAUCCGGCUGCCUACCCACUGCCCUGCUCCUGGGAAGAAGUGCCUGGUUUCUGGAUGGGGGAAAACACAUCCCUACCAAGAUAUAUAUUCCAAUGUCCUGAAGUGCCUUCAAGAGUUCAUCUUCCCUAAUAAGCCAUGCACGAGGUACUUCCCCUACAGAAACGACAGCAUCUCCUUCAACAGCAAGAGCAUGUUGUGUGCCAGCUCCAACAGAAUUGGACACAGCAGCUGUAGCGGAGAUUCAGGAGGCCCCUUGGUGUGCAACGGGCUGCUGGAGGGGAUUGUCUCCUGGGGCUACCGCGAAUGUGGCGUGAAAGACUACCCCAGUGUCUACACCAAAGUGUGCAAAUACAUAUCCUGGAUACGCAGAAUAAUAUCUUCGUAUUAGAUGUGAGACUGCGCUCAGGGCUGAGUGACAGGAGGCAGAACCUUAAUAAAACUCCUUUUAACAAUACCAGCAGAAGCUGGGGAUCUGUUGAUAAGCAGAGUAACUCUCGAAUGCUGUCGCUUGCUAAGCAAAAGCAGAUAGGAUAGGAUCAGGAGGGAGGAAUCUUUGACCAUUUCAGGAGCCUGCAGUUGUUGGCAGGACCAAUACUCCACCCCCUCCAGCUUUUGAGCUGAAGCAGUUUUUCUUUUAUUUGUGCAAUUCUCACAAUCUGCCCUUGUGGCGCAAUUGAAACUAUCGAGUAUGUUCUUCUGACUUGCUCCCCCUUUACAGAGAAUUACAUCUGUGAUUCCUUUUGCAGAGAAUUCUCUGUAAUGUCAGAAGAACAUGGUAGUCGCUUAUUGCUCCAUUCAUAACUUCAUACCCUGGAUAUUUGAAGCUUCCUAUGUUCAGAGUAACAUUACCUUCUGGUUUAAAUUUGGAAAUCUAGAAUAAAGUUGAGAAAUUCAGUGCUGCAGUCAGUAAGGUUAGACAAGAUAUGCUUAAAUUGGGUACUACUGAUUAGCUGGAUGUUAUCAAUUAGCUUGAUUUUUUCCCCCUUCUUAUGUCAAGUUACACUGAUGUGUAUACUCUGUGUGAAUCUUGCUUGCUUGCUUUUUUCCUGGUCAUGUACUAAAAUAAAGUUUUGAGUUCAGUUCAA
Messenger RNA from Hemicordylus capensis (graceful crag lizard), 1489 nucleotides. RefSeq names its product trypsin-like. Gene Ontology annotation, biological process: proteolysis. The transcript has 6 exons. NCBI's taxonomy places the organism in Eukaryota, Metazoa, Chordata, Lepidosauria, Squamata, Cordylidae. Gene Ontology annotation, molecular function: serine-type endopeptidase activity. Bases 37 to 792 code for a protein of 251 amino acids. The record is from RefSeq and is a predicted model, not a curated record.